AUUGGAUAAUUCAAUCGCUAGCUAAUAUUCUUGUAACUAAUAUAUUUAUUUAGGACCAUAUUUAUUUAGCCUAUGAUGCAUCCUGAAUUUGUUCACAUUUCCUCGGCACUGUGUGCUUCCCGGGAUAGGCUCCAUAUGAGCCUCCACUCAAUAGUUAUGGCAAAGGUCGGUAGAGUUCACGCUUUAAAAUUCGUACUUGAUCGCCCUUUGAAUUACGCGUUGCUGAUGCACAUUAAACUUCAUGGCUGGCUGUAGUCGAUAUGCAAACAUGAUAAGCCUACAUGGAUAUGAAGGGCCGCCCCCCUUUGUCCCCCAAAUUCGCCUCUCUCCUUAUAAAGUGGUUUCCGGUAGUUGUUCACUAAAAAGUCUUAUUUCAAGCGAUCCAUUCUUGGUACUUUUCCUAAAGCGUAACACAACUUAAGUUGUGUUUGAACGUGGGAUACGUGAUCUGAAACUCAUCUGCUUCUUAUUGAUACACGAUAAGUACUGAUUCAUAGCAAACACGGACAGGACCGCUGCAGUUAUGGAUGAUGGUAACGAAAGCCAAGCACUGAGGACAGUAAAGGUCACUGAACCAGUGUCGGAGAGCUCAGUCAACGGCGCCGGGUGCAGCAUCCUAAUGGUCAUCUUCUCCGCCCUGCUGACUAUAAUCACCCUGCCUGUUUCUGUAUGGAUGUGCGUCAAGAUUGUGAACGAGUACGAGCGUGCCAUCAUCUUCCGUCUGGGCCGGCUCGUUGGUGGCGGACCCAGAGGACCAGGUCUGUAUUUCAUCCUGCCCUGCAUUGAUAACUUCAUCAGAGUGGACCUACGCACUGUCAGCUUCGACAUCCCUCCUCAGGAGGUGUUGACGAAGGACUCGGUGACGGUGAGCGUAGACGGGGUGGUGUACUACCGGGUCAAGAACCCCUCCCAGGCAGUGGCUCAAGUCUCCAACUUUAAUGCUGCCACCCGCUUGCUGGCUCAGACCACCCUGCGCAAUGUCCUGGGCACCAAGAACCUGGCAGAGAUUCUGUCUGACCGGGAGGAGAUCACUCACAGCAUGCAGUCUGCCCUGGAUGAAGCCACAGACGCCUGGGGCAUCAAGGUAGAGCGGGUGGACAUCAAGAAAGUCGAGCUGCCCCUGCAGAUGCAGAGAGCCAUGGCAGCAGAGGCGGAGGCAACGCGGGAGGCACGGGCCAAGGUGAUCGCGGCGGAGGGGGAGAUGAACGCCUCCCGGGCUCUGAAGGAGGCCUCCCUGGUCAUCGCGGAGUCGCCCUCGGCGCUACAGCUACGUUACCUGCAGACGCUGAACACCAUCGCCGCCGAGAAUAACUCCACCAUCAUCUUCCCCCUGCCCCUCGAACUGAUGCAGGGUUUUAUUAAAAGUUAGGGCGGGAGCUUGUUUGUAAGGGUGGGGGUGGGGGUCCUUUCAAACUUCAUGAUUGCGAGGGUAGUCUUUAUAAAUGCCUGUUGGAAUAUUUGAAAAUGUGAAUAGGAUCUUAAUUUUCUAUUACCUUGACUUUGCUCCUGAUAACCGUUUCAGUCUCCCGCGAUUUAUUUAAAUCCCUCACAUGUGUC
Paramormyrops kingsleyae is the source of this 1557-nucleotide messenger RNA. RefSeq names its product stomatin-like. NCBI's taxonomy places the organism in Eukaryota, Metazoa, Chordata, Actinopteri, Osteoglossiformes, Mormyridae. The record is from RefSeq and is a predicted model, not a curated record. Gene Ontology annotation, cellular component: plasma membrane.